GGGGUCAAAAGAAAGAGUGAAAAAACAGAAUUAUAAAAACAAAUUUCAGGAGAAGAAGAAAACAGUUGAGAAACAUGGGGAAACGAAACCGGGAGAAAAUGUCUGGAAAAGAAAUGGAAGAAGAUAUGUCAGCGGAUAAUGGAAGCCAUUAUAGUCUUUCUUCAGGGAUUUUACCUGCUCUCGGUGCUAGGACAAAUCGUACACUCAAGCUUCGUAGAUUCAUUAUAUCUCCCUAUGAUCCUUAUUAUAGAAUUUGGCAAUAUUUUCUCAUUCUUCUGGUUGCAUACACUGCAUGGGUAUCUCCGUUCGAAAUUGGGUUUCUUGUCGAACCCACUGCAGGACUGGCAAUUGCAGAUAAUAUUGUUAAUGGUUUAUUUGCUAUUGACAUUAUCCUCACUUUCUUUGUUGCCUACCUCGACAGAAGAUCUUACGUAUUCAUUGACAAUCAUAAGAAAAUUGCUUUGAGAUAUACAAAAACUUGGUUGUUAUUUGAUGUCGUAGCUACGAUCCCAUCUGAACUUGCUCGGAAGGUGGCAGGCCAGGAUUAUGGAUUUAUCACCAUGCUUCGUCUCUGGCGUCUACGUAGAGUUAGUUCUAUGUUUGCUAGAUUGGAGAAAGAUAGGAACAUCAACUACUUUUGGGUCAGGUGUGCAAAGCUUAUCUGUGUGACACUGAUCUCUGUCCACUUUGCGGCGUGUAUCAUUUAUUAUCUCGCUGCCCGUAACAGCAACCCUGAAAAAACAUGGCUUAGUGCAUUAUUUGGUGACUUUCAUGAAGUAAGUCUGGGGAUUCGGUAUAUCACAGCAGUUUAUUGGUCCGUCACCACUCUUUCAACUGUUGGGUAUGGUGAUGUGCAUCCCGUGUCUACACCAGAAAUGAUAUUUGACGUUUUUUACAUGCUCUUCAACCUCGGCUUGACAUCAUAUCUGAUCGGAAAUAUGACCACUUUGGUUGUCCGGGAGACUAGUCGCACUAGAAAAUUUAGGGAUGUAAUUCAAGCUGCCUCGAGUUUUGCAAAUAGGAACCAUCUCCCGGAACGCUUACAAGAUCAGAUGCUUUCUCAUUUAUGUUUGAAGUUCAGAACUGACUUGGAAGGAUUGCAACAGCAAGAGACUUUUGAGGCUCUCCCUAAAGCCCUUCGUUCAAACAUUUCACACUUUCUCUUUUAUAAUCUUGUUGAUACUGUAUACUUGUUCCGCGGGGUAUCAAAUGACCUUCUUUUCCAGCUGGUCUCGGAGAUGAAACCAGAGUAUUUCCCUCCAAAAGAAGAUGUUAUUUUGCAGAACGAAGCGCCCACAGACUUCUAUAUAGUGGUUACAGGCGCCGUGGAACUAAUUGUGCGUAGGAACGGAAUGGAGCAGGUUAUGGGAGAAUUGAAGACGGGAGACAUUUUUGGUGAGAUUGGGGUACUUUGUUACAAACCACAGCUUUUCCAAGUGCGCACUAAAAAAUUGAGUCAGUUGCUGCGGCUAAACCGUUCUACACUGUUGAGCAUUGUCCGGGCAAAUGUUGGUGAUGGGACCAUAAUCAUGAACAAUCUCCUACAGCACUUGAAAGAGAUGAACGACCCGGUGAUGCAAGGAAUUUUGGCAGAGACAGAGAACAGACUAGCUCAUGGUAAAUUGGACCUACCACUAUCUCUGUGUUUUGCAACCCUUAGAGGAGACGAAUAUCUGUUGCACCAAUUACUAAGAAAGGGAGAUGAUCCAAAUGAAUCUGACAACAGUGGCCGCACAGCUCUGCAUAUAGCGGCAGCAAAAGGAAAUGAGAAAUGUGUUUUUCUUUUACUAAAUUAUGGAGCAGAUCCAAAUAGUAGAGACUCAGAAGGAAAUGUUCCUCUUUGGGAAGCGAUAAUUGGGAAACAUGAAUCAAUAGUUAAAUUGUUGACAGACAAUGGUGGAAACCUAUUCUCUGGAGACAUGGGUCAAUUUGCAUGCACUGCUGUCGAACAAAAUAGUAUAUAUUUACUUAAGAAAAUUGUAGAAUACGGGGGAGAUUUGAAACUCCCAAAGAGCAACGGAACAACAGCACUUCACGUUGCGGUUUCCGAAGGAAACAUCGAGGUAGUAAAGUUUUUGUUGGAACAAGGAUGUGAUAUUGAUAUAGCUGAUAGCCAUGGAUGGACUCCUAAAAACUUAGCUGAUCAACAAGGUCAUAAUGAGAUUAAGUUGCUCUUUCAAUCCAAGCAAGAAACAAAACAUCAACCCAUUGGUCAAGCAACAGAUGUUAACAGCAUAACAAGGUAUGGGAGCGAACCUGCAAUGACACAUCCAGUACCACCAAACAAAGGAGGGAAAACUCCUUCAAUGGACGUUUUGUGGAGAGGAAACCACCAAUGCAGAGAUUUUAAUAACUCGCUAUUUGGAGUCAUGUCCGCUGCUGCCAAUACAAAUGAGAGAACCAGAAGUGGAAAAUAUUCAUCCGAACAUCUUCGGAUGCCAGGUCGUAAAUUGCACGAGCUCUAUCCUGCUCAAGUGACUAUUAGUUGCCCGGAGGCUGUUGGAACAGUAGAUCAACUUGUUCGCUUGCCGAAGUCUUUGGAAGAGCUUAUUGGAAUUGGUGCUACAAAAUUUGGGAUCUCAAUCAGUAGAGUUUUAACUGUAGAUAAAGCUGAAAUUGAUGACAUAGGAGUAAUUAGAGACGGUGAUCAUCUUAUCCUUGUUACUGAUAUCUGGAAUGCUGGAUCAGAUGCAUAGAUAUUGGGCUCGACGACAUGGGUGGAAAAUCUUUAUUUUUUGUGUACAAAUAUAUCUAUGAGGGAGAUGCAGAAAUAUUGCUACGUGAUCCAAAAUUUUGUCCUCUGAAUCUAAGUUUCUUCCCAUCUUAUGGGUGGACUGGAAUGUAUCAUGUAACGGAGCCAUGAAUUUUUAUUUGGGGAACAAUAAUGCAUAACGGAAGAUGGUACCAUUGUAUAAAAUAGUUGGUGUGCAUAAUCCUUGGACGAAAUGUAGAUGCCAAUUAAAGAUUCGAGAUUUAUCUCGACAAAACUAUGAUUUUUUUUUUAUCAA
Messenger RNA from Papaver somniferum (opium poppy), 3008 nucleotides. RefSeq names its product potassium channel AKT1-like. Gene Ontology annotation, molecular function: voltage-gated potassium channel activity; protein binding. Gene Ontology annotation, biological process: potassium ion transport; transmembrane transport. The transcript has 11 exons. The record is from RefSeq and is a predicted model, not a curated record. NCBI's taxonomy places the organism in Eukaryota, Viridiplantae, Streptophyta, Magnoliopsida, Ranunculales, Papaveraceae. Bases 75 to 2696 code for a protein of 873 amino acids. Gene Ontology annotation, cellular component: membrane.